UGUUCUGCCGUCCAUGUGACUGUCUUGUUCUUUCAUCCCAAUUACACUGAAUUAAUUGUUGGUUAACACCACCCAUGUUAAGACCCCAAAUCUAGCACUCCUGUGCCUCGCAGUACUGACCCCCAGUAUGGCAGUGCACAGAUCUUUCUACCGUUUCUUCUGCUGCUGCUGCUGUGAAGAGAGACCAGAGAAGAGUCCUUUAAUCAGUGAUACACUCUUGUACUUUGAUCAGGAGGUGAAGCGGCGGAGAGCCGAGGAGGCGAACUUGUGGAAUGAGCCUCAAGAUGUAUCUCACACUGAGAGAGAUGAUGACCGGGACCUAUACAACUUGCUUAAGAAAAGAUCACAAACACGACGGGGGUCAGAGGGUUACCGCAGGUUGAGUUUUGAUAUCAGCGCUCAUAGGCAGGUGCGCAGAGAUGUGAAGGAUCGAUGGAGGGUGCUAUUGGAUAAUCUAGGUUUUCAUAAUGAAGCGGACUCCCUGCUUACUGUCACUUCUAAUUCAUCGUACAAUAGUAUGCGUGACCCCACAGAGGCUCGACGGCUGCUUAAUCUGUUAGCCCAGGAUACCAGCAUAUUUGAACAGCACAGCAUCCCCCCUGAGAGGUACCUCUUUGUACUGGACCGUCUCAUCGUUCUUGAUAUGGGGACAGAGUUUGUGUCCAUUGCCAGACGUUUUUAUCCCCCUGACACAUUGGACAGCUUUGAGAAGGAGAGUGUGGGGCUUGGCCCUGCGGUCCUGGUGAGCCCUGGCUGGCAGAACGUGGAUGAUGGUGCAGAGAAGGAGGAGGAGUGCACUGAAGCGGAUGAAGAUAAUUUCCUAGUCAAUCUGCUCUAGUGAAAAUGAUUAGCUGGAUUCCCUUUCUCAGACAUGGUCCUGUCUUUAGUUCUGUGUUUUGUCAUCACAUACUCAUAAUAAACAACUGUUAUGCAUAACCUCCCAAAUCUUAGUCACAGUCCCCUACCAAUCUCUUAACUUCCUCUUAAUGAUAAUAUGUGUAGCACUCUCACACCCUUACAAUCUGACUUUUAUCCUAUACCACCCUGGUGUCUUUAAAAUUGUGUGUUUCUAAUAACAGAAAGUAACUUCUCCCAAAACUACUUUU
Pseudophryne corroboree (corroboree frog) is the source of this 1106-nucleotide messenger RNA. RefSeq names its product melanoregulin-like. NCBI's taxonomy places the organism in Eukaryota, Metazoa, Chordata, Amphibia, Anura, Myobatrachidae. Gene Ontology annotation, cellular component: melanosome. Bases 128 to 838 code for a protein of 236 amino acids. The record is from RefSeq and is a predicted model, not a curated record. Gene Ontology annotation, biological process: melanosome transport. The transcript is spliced from 5 exons.